UGAACUGAAAGCAAAAGAAGAGAAGAAGAAGAUAAGAAAAACCUUCCUCCUCCUCCUUUCUCUAAAACUCCUCUGUUCCAGAAACAGAGAGAGGGAGGGAGAAAUGGGUAUUCUGUCGUUGAGUUCAUCAUCUUUGUAUCGCCCACAACAAACAUAUUCUCAGCUUCAAAGAAAUCAACAACUCACAGCUGAAACUUCUUUACAGAAUAAAGGAAUAAGAGGAGGAGGAGGAUUGAAACCCAUUGUUGUUACUGGAAAUCCACCUACCUUUGUAUCAGCUCCCGGCCGUAGAAUCAUUGCUGUUGGAGACUUGCAUGGUGAUAUGUCACAAACUAGAAGUGCACUUGAGAUGGCUGGUGUUUUGAGUUCAGACGGUCGGAAUACAUGGACCGGAGGAGAGACGGUAUUGGUUCAACUAGGAGAUAUACUUGAUAGAGGAGAGGAUGAAAUUGCGAUUUUAGCGUUGUUGCGAUCACUUCAUAUUCAAGCAAAAGCUAAUGGUGGAGCUGUCUUUCAGGUGAAUGGAAAUCAUGAAACCAUGAAUGUAGAAGGCGAUUUCAGAUAUGUUGAUCAAGGAGGUUUUGAAGAAUGUGUUGAUUUCUUACACCACUUGGAGAAUUACGGGGAUAAUUGGGAUGAGGCUUUUGUUGAUUGGGUUAGUGUCUCUGAACAAUGGAAACAAGAUCGUAAGAUGAAUGAGAGUUAUUGGGGACCAUGGAAUAUAUUGCAGAAGCAAAAGGGGGUCAUUGCAAGAUCUACGCUUCUAAGACCAGGAGGUCUAUUAUCACGUGAGUUGUCACGUCAUCCUGUUGCCCUUAAAGUCGAUGAUUGGGUCUUUUGUCAUGGUGGCCUUCUUCCUCAUCACGUUGCAUAUGGCGUGGAGAAGAUGAAUAAUAAAGUAUCUCGCUGGAUGCGAGGUCCCGAUGAGAAUGGUGAUGAUGAUCCUGAACUCCCUUUCAUAGCCACACGAGGCUAUGAUAGUGUUGUUUGGAACCGGUUGUACUCCGGACACACCGGUGACAUGGAGGAUUAUCAAGCGCGCCAGAUAUAUUCGAUUCUGCAAGAGACACUGCGAGCAUUAGGUGGUAAAGCAAUGGUGGUGGGACACACUCCUCAAACUGAAGGCAUAAAUUGUAAAUAUGGUUGUAGUAUAUGGCGUGUGGAUGUUGGAAUGUCCAGCGGAGUCCUUAAUUCAAGACCAGAGGUUCUAGAAAUAAUAGACAAUGAAGCAAGGGUAAUAAGGAGCAGAACGGACAUGUUAAGUGAAUUGCAGAUUGUUGACUACACAUGAAGAUUGCAAAUGAUUUACAAGGAACUGGGGUUUCGACUCGAACAAAGAACUAUUUAUUUUCCUGUGCAUACAAAGUGGUUGAUACACUCAACUGGUGUACCCCUUUUACGGAAGUUAGAUCAGGCAAAUUCGUCUCUUCAGAAAGAAAACGAGGUAGUAGAAAAAGAACACUAUAAGUAUGAUUUGCACUUAUCUGUUACUUUCAUCUUACUGGAGACACCAACGACAUGCAACUCUAAGAAGAUGGGUGUGAUGAAUUGGCAGUGUAGUCUGUCGAAGUGCAUAAUUACAUAUGUUAUAUUGCCGUCCAAUACUUGUAUACAUGUAACUACUCUUUAUACAGGUCACUCAUUCAACUAAACACAGAAGUGCCGUAAAUCAUAUAUUGUAUAUCAAAAUUCAUAGUAUAACCACAAACAAAUCGUUUUCUUGUUACUGUAGUAGUGAUAAUUCAGUGAAGUUGUAUUCA
Messenger RNA from Papaver somniferum (opium poppy), 1760 nucleotides. Its product is annotated as shewanella-like protein phosphatase 1. Gene Ontology annotation, molecular function: hydrolase activity. The coding region runs from base 104 to 1291 and encodes 395 amino acids. The transcript is spliced from 10 exons. The record is from RefSeq and is a predicted model, not a curated record. Lineage: Eukaryota; Viridiplantae; Streptophyta; Magnoliopsida; Ranunculales; Papaveraceae.